AUGCCACAUUCCAGUGCCCAUCAGUGCCACAUCAAUGCCACAUAUCAGUGCCCAUCUGAGCUGCCUUUCAGUGUCACCCAUCAGUGCCAGUCAGUGCCACCUAUCAAUGCCAGUCAGUGCCACUUAUCAGUGCCAUGAGUGCCACCUAUCAGUGUACUCAGUGCAGCCUAUCAGUGCCUGUCAGUGCUGCCUAUCAGUGCCACCUAACAGUGCCAGUCAGUGCCACCUAUCAGUGCCAGUCAGUGCUGCCUAUUAGUGCCACAUAUGAGUGCUGCCUUUCAGUGCCCAUCAGUGAUGCAUGUCAAUGCCCAUUAGUGCCACCUACCAGUGCCUCCUCAUCAGUGCCCAUCAGUGCCACCUAUCAGUGUCCAUUAGUGCAGCCUAUCAGUGCCCAUCAGUGCAGCCUCAUUAGCGCACAUCAGUGA
This is a messenger RNA of Staurois parvus, 425 nucleotides long. NCBI's taxonomy places the organism in Eukaryota, Metazoa, Chordata, Amphibia, Anura, Ranidae. The record is from the annotation of a GenBank genome assembly.